Messenger RNA from Mucor velutinosus, 993 nucleotides. RefSeq lists its product as uncharacterized. Gene Ontology annotation, molecular function: thioredoxin-disulfide reductase (NADPH) activity. The coding region runs from base 1 to 993 and encodes 330 amino acids. The transcript is spliced from 3 exons. Gene Ontology annotation, cellular component: cytosol; cytoplasm. Gene Ontology annotation, biological process: removal of superoxide radicals; cell redox homeostasis. NCBI's taxonomy places the organism in Eukaryota, Fungi, Mucoromycota, Mucoromycetes, Mucorales, Mucoraceae. The record is from RefSeq and is a predicted model, not a curated record.
AUGGCUCCUCAACACCGUCAAGUCGCUGUCAUUGGUUCUGGUCCUGCUGGCCACACCGCUGCUAUUUAUCUUGCUCGUGCCAACUUGAACCCUAUCAUGUUUGAGGGUAUGAUGGCCAAUGGUUUCGCCCCUGGAGGUCAAUUAACCACCACCACUGAUGUCGAGAAUUUCCCCGGUUUCCCCAAGGGUGUUCUGGGUGGUGAGUUGAUGGAUUUGAUGAGAGCACAAUCUGAAAACUGUGGUACCGUCAUUGAGACCGAGACCAUCACCAAGUUGGAUUGUUCUUCUCGUCCCUUCAAGAUUUGGCGUGAAGGUUCUGAGGAUCAAGAAGAGCCCACUGACACUGCUGAUGCCGUUGUCAUUGCCACUGGUGCCUCUGCUAGACGUAUGAACUUGCCCGGCGAAGAAAAGUACUGGCAAAAUGGUAUCUCUGCCUGUGCUGUCUGUGAUGGUGCUGUUCCUAUUUUCAGAAACAAGCCUUUGGUUGUUAUCGGUGGUGGUGAUUCUGCUGCUGAGGAAGCCAUCUAUCUCACUAAAUAUGGUUCCAAGGUCCACGUCCUCGUUCGUCGUGAUGAGCUCCGUGCUUCUAAGGUGAUGGGUGACAGAUUAAAGGCUCACGAGAAGGUUGAAAUUCACUUCAACACCUCUCCUGUCGAAUGUUUGGGUGAUGGUAACCUUUUGACCGCUGUUACUACCAAGAACAACAAGACUGGUGAAACUGGCCAAAUUGAAGCUUCUGGUUUGUUCUACGCUAUUGGUCAUGAUCCCGCAAACUCUCUUGUCAAGGGACAAGUUGAACUUGAUUCUGAGGGUUAUAUCAAGACCAUUCCUGGUUCUGCCGAGACCAACGUUCCUGGUCUCUUUGCUGCUGGUGAUGUCCAAGACAAGCGUUACCGUCAAGCCAUCACCUCUGCUGGUUCUGGCUGUAUGGCUGCCCUCGAUGCUGAACGUUACUUGAGUGAACGUGAAGCCGAGCUCGCACAAAAGUUAUGA